Molecule: messenger RNA, 876 nt
Organism: Aspergillus mulundensis
Lineage: Eukaryota; Fungi; Ascomycota; Eurotiomycetes; Eurotiales; Aspergillaceae
Product: oxidoreductase, short chain dehydrogenase/reductase family
Exons: 1
Coding region: 1-876 (291 amino acids)
Molecular function (GO): oxidoreductase activity, acting on the CH-OH group of donors, NAD or NADP as acceptor
Source: RefSeq, a predicted model, not a curated record
AUGACCACCGACCGCUCCGCCCUAACAAGCCGCACCGUCCCAUCCAUGACCCUGGGCGACGGCACCACAGCCACACUAACAGCCCCUACGCCCCCCGCAGACGCCGCAUCCCGCUUCGCCAUCACCGGCAACGCAGUCAUAACCGGCGGCGCCGGAACCCUCGGGCUGACAGCAUGCACCGCGCUCCUCGAGCACGGACUCAAGGGUCUCAUGAUCCUCGACAUGAACCCGUCCAUCGCAGAGCAGGAAAUAACCUCCCUACGAAUUAAAUUCCCCGCCGCGAAAAUCAUCACGGCCCAAGUCGAUAUCACCAACGAGACCAGCGUCGACGCCGCAUUCUCCGAGGCCGCAAGGACCCUAGGGUCCGUCGACAUCCUCUUCUGCUUCGCCGGCAUAGUCGGCUGCGCCGACGCCCUCACCAUGCCGCCGGCGCAGUUCCGCAAAGUCCUCGACGUCAACACAACGGGCGCGUUCAUCUGCGCGCAGGCGGCCGCGAAGCGAAUGGUGUCGCAGGGCACAGGCGGAUCGAUCACCUUCGUUGCGUCGAUCUCCGCGCAUAGAGUUAACUUCCCGCAGCCGCAGGUUGCGUAUAAUGUGUCGAAGACGGGGUUGCUGAUGAUGAAGAAUAGUCUUGCGGCGGAGUGGGCGCGGUAUGGGAUCCGCACGAACAGUAUCUCGCCUGGGUAUAUGGAUACGAUUCUGAAUGAGGGCGAUGGGUUGAUCGAGCAUAGGCGGAUAUGGGCCGAUCGGAAUCCGUUUGGGCGUAUGGGCGCUCCGCAGGAGUUGGCGGGCGUUGUGGUUUUGCUUGCGAGUCCAGCUGGGGGGUAUAUUAAUGGGGCGGAUAUUGUUGUUGAUGGUGGAGGGGUUGUUUUCUAG